AUGGUCGUUAAGCCAUAUAACCACGACCCUAACUAUAAUACUAAUCCCGGUAUAGACGAUCCUAAAGAUAUCGUCUAUACCGAAGGCCCGGCCUGUCCCGGCAGGAUAGAAGUCAGGAUACCGGCUGUAGCCGCACCUCCAGCCGCGAUAAUACCGGCAGCCGCGACAUAUCUAUCGCUAGCUACUGGCCCUGAUCAAGUCAGGCCAGUAUUACCAGCAAGGGUAGUAUCCGACGUUAUAAUCAAUAAGGACUAA
Ustilaginoidea virens is the source of this 255-nucleotide messenger RNA. RefSeq lists its product as uncharacterized. The coding region runs from base 1 to 255 and encodes 84 amino acids. Lineage: Eukaryota; Fungi; Ascomycota; Sordariomycetes; Hypocreales; Clavicipitaceae. The transcript has a single exon. The record is from RefSeq and is a predicted model, not a curated record.